AGCGCCCCCCUCUGAGGCUGGCGACACGGAAGAAUCGCCUCCCCCUUCUAAACCGGGACUGAAGAUACAACUGACAACCGAUCAGUGCGAGGGAGAAAAUACACUUCUGCCAUCUGACAUAUGCGGGCUAAUCAGACGGCGGCUCGCAAGGGACAAAUUUUCCCUCGCUCCCGCCCUGGUCAUGUGUUUGCGGCCCGAGUUUAUAAAACUGGGACCGAGGAUGCCAAUGUCACUUCCGUUCUCUGUACAUCAUGUCGGAAGUAACUGAAGAACAGGCAUCCGUGUCGCCUCAGGAGAGGGGCGAGAUCCCGGAAGGUGGAGGGGCUGCGGUAGGGGUGCUGGAGCCGGCUCCCGCCUUAGCUGUUUCCCCGGUGUCUGAGGAACCUGCCGGAGACGCGAAAAAGAAAAUUGAUGUUUUGCUUAAGGCUGUUGGAGAUACCCCUAUAAUGAAGACCAAGAAAUGGACUGUAGAGAGAACUCGCACAAUCCAGGGGCUCAUUGACUUCAUCAAAAAGUUUCUCAAACUAAUGGCCUCAGAACAGCUGUUUAUUUAUGUGAAUCAGUCCUUUGCGCCUUCACCAGACCAGGAAGUUGGAACACUCUAUGAGUGCUUUGGAAGUGAUGGCAAGCUGGUACUGCAUUAUUGUAAAUCUCAAGCCUGGGGAUGAAUUAAGACCUGCCGUUCCUUAGGACUGUUAGAGAGAAAUGGGCUCAGAGAUUUCCUGUGGACAAAUUGAAAAGAUGUUGGCACAGUUGCCCAUGGAAUUCACUUUAUUCUCCCUGAAGUUUUUUCUACAGGUCAGUGCAGGUGAUUAGAAGAACUACAUAGGUUUCUCAGCAUGAUAAUUUUUUUUCUUUGUUUUGUGGAAAUAAUUGUGCCCUUGAGCAAUACACUCCAGAACUCUGAGGUUUCUUUCUGGAAAACGGAUACUGCUGCUCCGAUUUAAGGGUCCACAGUUCACCAGCUCAUAUGGAAGUUUAUACCCUCUCCCUACAGAAGAAUGUUUACUGGUUAGUUUCUGUACCUUAGAUAAAAGAGUAAAAAUUUCCAUUUUCUGUU
Messenger RNA from Heteronotia binoei (common prickly gecko), 1060 nucleotides. RefSeq names its product autophagy related 12 (gene ATG12). Lineage: Eukaryota; Metazoa; Chordata; Lepidosauria; Squamata; Gekkonidae. Gene Ontology annotation, biological process: C-terminal protein lipidation; autophagy of mitochondrion; nucleophagy. Gene Ontology annotation, cellular component: Atg12-Atg5-Atg16 complex; cytoplasm; phagophore assembly site membrane. The record is from RefSeq and is a predicted model, not a curated record. Bases 252 to 668 code for a protein of 138 amino acids. The transcript is spliced from 4 exons.